UGAUUAUGCAAUUUUCUAUUAAAAAAWUUUUUCGUUUACUUAUAACGCUUAAUAAUGCAGCAUAUACUUCGUGAACAAAACCAAAAAUUACGGGCAGGCAAGGAACGUUAUAACCAGGUUGAUAAUUUUUAUUGAAUCGUUUAGUCAUUAAAGGUUUCUUGAAUCAGUGAAUCGUUUAAAAAAAAUAAAACAUAUAUCAUGGAACAAUGUGGUGAAGAAACGAGAAUAAUAGUACAAGAAGAGGAGAAGAUAGACGAAGGCUUACCAACCAAUCAUGACACUGAGCACCUUGAAUGUCGGAGAUUACUUGAACUCUAUUCUCGUCUCUCAGAAGAUGAGCGCAAAAUGUUUUUGAAAACCAUGCCAAAAGCGAACUACAAACUACAAAGACAAUUAAAGGAUACCAAGUUCCCAGGAUUGCCUGAAAUGGAAGGAGAAGAAGAAGACGAGUUCACUCGCUUUACUCUUCACCCAGAGAGGAAUCAUAAACCUAAUAGUUACGCUCAAAUGCAUUUUCGUUUAGCAGAAUCUCAGUUUUUUCGUCUAGAGGAUGACAACAAGAACUACCGCGUAACUAAGGUGGAAUAUAUCGUUAACCCUUUUCUUGAGAAAAGGUUUCGUGAGGAACAAGAAAAGCUUAGAUCUACACGAGGCGAAGAGAAUUGUCAACCUGUUCUUGCCUUCCAUGGGACGAGUGAAGAAAGUAUAUUGUCUAUUGUUAAGACAGGGUUUCGAAUGCCAGGUAAUCCUGGCUAUAAACAAGCAAACGAUAGUGGAUGGUAUGGUCGUGGUAUAUACCUCAGUGAAUACCCUUCCUAUGCAAGGGAAUACAUGAAAAGAGGUGGAGUCUCAUCUAAACUACUGCUGUGUCAGGUUCUGGUAGGAAAAGYGUUUCACUGUGAGGAACGCAUUGAUGGAGAAGCCUUGAAAGACGGUUUUGACUCUCAUCUUUCACCAGCGAUGCAUCAACUCAUUAUCUUCAACGAACGCCAUAUUUUACCUUCAUAUGUUGUACAUUUUGAAAAAUCUGAGGGGGAUUUUCGAUAUAACUAAAGAUGCCACAUUUCUUGUGAUGAACCAGGAAUUGUACCAGUUACCACAGCAGAUAUUUGACAACAAACUGCCCUGGUCCAGUCGAGUGGUUUGCCUGAGCUACUGCUGAGCUACAGCAGAAACACUGAGUGAAAUCAUUUUGUAAGACCCAUGAACCAGAGUUCAUCCCACAAGCACAACCAAUAGCUUUAUAGCCAACAGGGCAGGUGGCAUUGUUCCAUUGGUCUGUUCUUGGAUGUACUUUAGUGUCGAAAUAGUAAAUCUUUCUCUGGUACACCUGUAGGUCCCAUAGCACCAGUACACCAGGUGCGCCACCCUUCGCUGGAAAGCUAGACUCCCCCUUUAUACCACUUUAGACUUUAGAUUUUAAAAUUUAUUUAUUCACACACUUGUUUACAAUAUUCAAAUAUAUAGGAAAGAAAUACAAAUAUAAAAUUGAAUUUUAAAAAAACAAUGAAAUAAUAGCAAUUCAUGAUUGGUCGUGCGUGGCUGUCGAAAUGGUAAAAACUCUCGAGUCGACAGCCACAUCAAAUAGUAAAUUUACAAGUGCUAGUGGACAAGAUUAUUUUUAAUGAAAGUAUGAAGAAAAAGAAAAAAGCACACUAACACACAAAAAAAUCAUGAAAUUAGAGUUAGAGUUAUUUCUUAAAUCUGUGUUGAAAUCAAAAUAAAUUUCAAAUUGACCUUGAAAA
Messenger RNA from Actinia tenebrosa (Australian red waratah sea anemone), 1745 nucleotides. RefSeq lists its product as uncharacterized. Gene Ontology annotation, molecular function: NAD+ poly-ADP-ribosyltransferase activity. Gene Ontology annotation, cellular component: nucleus. NCBI's taxonomy places the organism in Eukaryota, Metazoa, Cnidaria, Anthozoa, Actiniaria, Actiniidae. The record is from RefSeq and is a predicted model, not a curated record.